This is a messenger RNA of Octodon degus (degu), 1339 nucleotides long. RefSeq names its product F2R like trypsin receptor 1 (gene F2rl1). Gene Ontology annotation, cellular component: membrane. The record is from RefSeq and is a predicted model, not a curated record. Gene Ontology annotation, biological process: thrombin-activated receptor signaling pathway; blood coagulation; phospholipase C-activating G protein-coupled receptor signaling pathway. The coding region runs from base 80 to 1339 and encodes 419 amino acids. Gene Ontology annotation, molecular function: thrombin-activated receptor activity. The transcript has 3 exons. NCBI's taxonomy places the organism in Eukaryota, Metazoa, Chordata, Mammalia, Rodentia, Octodontidae.
UCCUCGGGUUGCGCAGCCGGACAGUGGCUGCAGGCGUCCUCUCUGGCUGCUCCCCUGCGCGGCGUGUUCGGGCGGCGGGAUGCGGGGUCCGCGCGCGGCGUGGCUGCUGGGGGGCGCCCUCCUGCUGGCAGCCGCGGCCUUGGGCGAUGUCGCGCGGCCAGGUGCUAGAGGAGUCAACAGAACCUCCAAGGGCAGAAGUCUCAUCGGGAAGAACCCUGGAGGCCCUCCAGUCACCAAAAAAGGAGUUACAGUGGCCCCGGGCUUUGCCGUGGACGAAGUCUCUGCGUCCAUCCUCACAGGGAAGCUGACAACUGUCUUCCUCCCAGUUGUCUACACAAUUGUGUUUGUGGUCGGCUUGCCUAGCAAUGGCAUGGCGCUCUGGGUCUUCCUUUUCCGGACAAAGAAAAAGCACCCUGCAGUGAUUUACAUGGCCAACCUGGCCUUGGCGGACCUCCUGUCCGUGGUGUGGUUCCCCCUGAAGGUCGCCUACCACAUACAUGGCAACAACUGGGUCUACGGGGACGCCCUCUGCAAGGUGCUCACUGGCUUCUUCUAUGGCAACAUGUACUGCUCUAUUCUCUUCAUGACCUGCCUCAGUGUGCAGCGCUACUGGGUCAUCGUGAACCCCAUGGCGCACCCCAAGAAGAAGGCCAACAUUGCCAUUGGGGUCUCUGUGGGGAUAUGGCUGCUGAUCCUGCUCGUCACCAUCCCCCUGUACGUCAUGAAGCAGACCCUCUACAUCCCAGCCCUGAACAUCACCACCUGUCACGAUGUCUUGCCCGAGGAGGUGCUGGUGGGGGACAUGUUCAAUUACUUCCUCUCCCUGGCCAUUGGCGUCUUUCUGUUCCCAGCGCUCCUCACGGCGUCUUCCUAUGUGCUCAUGAUCCGCGCGCUGCGGUCUUCUGCCAUGGACGAGCACUCGGCCAAGAAGAGGCACAGGGCCAUCAAGCUCAUCGUCACUGUCCUGGCCAUGUACCUCAUCUGCUUCACGCCUAGUAACCUUCUGCUUGUGGUACACUAUUUCCUGAUCAAGAGCCAAGGCCUGAGUCAUGUCUAUGCCCUGUACAUCACUGCUCUCUGCCUGUCUACCCUAAACAGUUGCAUCGACCCCUUCAUCUACUACUUUGUCUCUCAGGAUUUCAGGGACCACGCCAAGAAUGCUGUCCUGUGCCGCAGCGUCCGCACUGUGAAGCGGAUGCAGGUCUCCCACACCUCCACAAAGUUCUCCCGGAAGUCCAGCUCGUAUUCCUCAAGUUCAACCAGUGACCCCAGCCAGGCGCGGCCCACCUACCUCCGCAGGGGCAAAUUCCGGCGCAUCUGCAGGGCUCCGUUACAGUGA